Messenger RNA from Debaryomyces fabryi, 723 nucleotides. RefSeq lists its product as uncharacterized. Gene Ontology annotation, molecular function: inositol phosphoceramide synthase regulator activity. NCBI's taxonomy places the organism in Eukaryota, Fungi, Ascomycota, Pichiomycetes, Serinales, Debaryomycetaceae. The coding region runs from base 1 to 723 and encodes 240 amino acids. Gene Ontology annotation, cellular component: inositol phosphoceramide synthase complex; Golgi membrane. The transcript is spliced from 2 exons. Gene Ontology annotation, biological process: inositol phosphoceramide metabolic process. The record is from RefSeq and is a predicted model, not a curated record.
AUGACACUUUCUUCUCAACUUAAUCAAAUUUUACCGCAAAAAUUUUUUGGGUUUGUUCCUCUCUAUAUAGGAGUUGAAUUAAUCUUAGCUGUUGCAAUAAUAAACAAAGCAGGAGGUGUCUAUGGUAUUUUAUCAAUUAUUACAGGGCACCCCUUAAAUUUUUGGCAAUGGCUCUAUAACAUAUUAGCUAUAUUGGUCUUACCAUCCUACAUAUCCGGACUCAUACAUUUAAAGAAUAGAAAGAAUAACACAAGAAAAUUAUCAUUGGCAUGUUUAAUUUACGUGGUAGAUUCAGUCAUUGGAUUAUUGUAUACCUAUUAUUUCAUAUAUUUCUGGUUUAGCCGAGAAGACAAUAAUCCCACUGCUGAUCCCCUCAGUCAGAGAGACAAUAUCAUCGCAGAUGAAGUGAUUUCUCCUUCUUCAACUCAAGAUUUAAACGUAUUAGCUUCGCAAUCUGCUUCUCCUGGAAGAGAAUUGUUUUUAACGGUAAGCAGCACUAUCAUUAUUACCGGCAUUAGAUUUUACUUUACUUUAGUCGUGCUUUCAUUUACUAAGGCAUUAUUAAAGCAAGAUCUGCUUAACAUGAAGUAUGAUGAUGGAAAUACGGAAGAUGAUGAAGAUCAACUCUUAUCUGGUGACGACGGCAUUGCUUCUAAGUAUAAGAAGUAUAUGUAUAAUUUAGAGAUAAAAUCAAAAGAAAUUUUACGUAACUUUUUUAGCUAA